Haliotis rubra (blacklip abalone) is the source of this 708-nucleotide messenger RNA. RefSeq names its product carbohydrate sulfotransferase 15-like. Bases 1 to 708 code for a protein of 235 amino acids. The record is from RefSeq and is a predicted model, not a curated record. The transcript is spliced from 5 exons. Gene Ontology annotation, molecular function: N-acetylgalactosamine 4-sulfate 6-O-sulfotransferase activity. Gene Ontology annotation, biological process: hexose biosynthetic process. NCBI's taxonomy places the organism in Eukaryota, Metazoa, Mollusca, Gastropoda, Lepetellida, Haliotidae.
AUGACGCCGUUGGUCGAGACGAAACUGGUUCAGGCUCUUUUUUCAUUUCCGAACAGAUGGAAGGACACAGAAGCCACAACGUUAGGUGGUGAUGGAGUUAUGUUCUUUGGAGGUGACGGGACACCGGUGGAUUUCUAUAAUUUCAUGAGAUGGAAGAGGAUCCCCCAAAAUGCAGGCCUGAAAGAACCCGUGGUACUUAAACCACACCUGAUGAAGCACGUGUAUAAAGAUCCCAAGUUCAUUAUAAUUUUGAGGAAUCCCACAGAAAGACUAUACUCGGAUUACAUAUUCCUGAAACAUGGGGAUUCACCUCAGUCAUUUCAUAAGGAUGUGCUACGAGCUAUUGAGAUCGAGGAAGAUUGUAUGAGGAACAACUCAACACGCAUUUUCAUCGGAUAUUACUCAGUGUUCAUGAAGGAAUGGCUAAACGUUUUUAGUAGGAAACAUUUCCUUGUCCUAAGGACUGAAGACUACAACAGCGACAUGGAGGGUGCACUGCGAGAAGUAUAUGAUUAUUUAAAUCUGAAUUACACUGAAGAUUUCCUGAAUAAGAUCGCCCGCAUACCGCACAUGCACGUCACUGAGAAGAAGAAGAAAGCUGGACCAAUGCUUGAAAAAACACGUAUAUUGUUGGACAAUUUGUACCGACCGUACCUCAGUGAGUUAGCUGACAUACUCCAAGACAGGAAGUUCCUGUGGUUGACAUGA